AUGAGAACAGAGUAUCGAUCUUUACUCCUGUGUGUUUUCUUAGCGUUACUUUUGACUGGUACAGAUGCUGGUAUGGGAGAUAAGGGUAAAGGUAUUGGUAGUUUAAUAACAGGUUUAGCCUUAGGUAUGAUGAAACAUCAUGGUGGACACCACAUUCUGCCCAUACCUGUACCAAUUCCAAUUUCACACGGGGGAGGUGGAAAAAAGAUUAUACCAUACCCUGUUCCCCAUCAUACGCAUUCUUUCCAUCACUAUACGUCUCACUCAGGUUAUGGUGGACACGGGCAUCACGGGGGUCACGGAGGUCACGGGGGUCACGGAGGACAUUACUGGGGUUGA
Centruroides sculpturatus (bark scorpion) is the source of this 339-nucleotide messenger RNA. Its product is annotated as transcription factor MafA-like. Bases 1 to 339 code for a protein of 112 amino acids. The record is from RefSeq and is a predicted model, not a curated record. The transcript has 2 exons. Lineage: Eukaryota; Metazoa; Arthropoda; Arachnida; Scorpiones; Buthidae.